ACAAAAGGCUACAUCAGGAGGAAACGCCUGGGGGAGAUUUCGUAGUUCAGGAAGUAUAAUUCCACUUCCGCUCGCGUCUCCUCCACUUCCGGUGAAAACAACCCCCCACGUGUGCAUGAGGGGAACGCGUGCACGUGCAACGGCCUUUAGGAGCAGGCAUCCCCGUUUACCGGCCAACGGCUGCUCGGUUGAACCCGCGCAGACUUCGCGAGACCGUAGACCGACGGUGCUCGCCAUGAGCUUUGUGGAGUACUCAGACCUCAUCCAGGACGGGGACGUCGCCAUCGUCUACCUGGGCCCCGAAUCCAUGAUGCCGGUGAAGGUGAAGCAGGGCGCCCAGACGCAGACGCGCUACGGGGUCAUCCGCCACUCCUCGGACCUGAUCGGUCGGCGCUACGGGUCGAAGGUCACCUGCAGCAAAGGCGGGUGGGUCUACGUGCUCCACAUGACGCCCGAGCUGUGGACGGUCAACCUGCCGCACCGCACGCAGAUCCUCUACACCACCGACAUCGCCACCAUCACCAUGAUGCUGGAGCUGAAGCCGGGGGCCGUGGUCUGCGAGUCCGGCACCGGCAGCGGCUCGCUGUCCCACGCCAUCCUGCGCUCCAUCGCGCCCUCGGGUCACCUGCACACGGUGGAGUUCCACCAGCAGCGGGCGGAGAAGGCGGAGGAGGAGUUCAAGGAGCACCGCGUGGACCGCCUGGUCACGGUCCGGAACCAGGACGUGUGCAAGGACGGCUUCGGGGUCACCGGGGUGGCGGACGCCGUCUUCCUGGACAUCCCCAGCCCCUGGGAGGCCGUGAGGCACGCCAAGGCCGCCAUGAAGAGACAAGGAGGUCGGGUGUGCUCGUUCUCCCCGUGCAUCGAGCAGGUCCAGAAGACGUGCGAGGCGUUGGUGGAUCAGGGUUUUGAGGAGCUCAGCACCCUGGAGGUCCUGCUGCGAGUCCACGACGUGAGAACCGUCUACCUGCCGCUGCCCGACUUCGGCCCCGAUGAGACGGCGCCUCAGACCUCCGUCGCCCUGAAGACCACGACCCUGCCCAGAGAGAUGCCGGGUCACACGGGGUACCUCACCUUCGCCACCAAACCGAGAACCUGAAGUGUCGUUUCUGUAAACGGGGGCGUGGCCUGUCAGACCACCGGGAGGACUUCAGCUUUGUGUUGCAUCAUUUUAUCCUCAUGUCACUUGGCAGCUGUUUGUUUACAUCAAGCAAGCGAGAAAAGCAAGUUUCAUUUGACUUCACUACACUUUUUUUUACUAUUCUUUUAUUAAUUAUUUGGGGAAGAACAUUUUAUUACAUUUUUUUCCAUUU
Molecule: messenger RNA, 1313 nt
Organism: Cyclopterus lumpus (lumpfish)
Lineage: Eukaryota; Metazoa; Chordata; Actinopteri; Perciformes; Cyclopteridae
Gene: trmt61a
Product: tRNA methyltransferase 61A
Exons: 4
Coding region: 116-1099 (327 amino acids)
Biological process (GO): tRNA methylation
Cellular component (GO): tRNA (m1A) methyltransferase complex; nucleus
Source: RefSeq, a predicted model, not a curated record